Molecule: messenger RNA, 1275 nt
Organism: Fusarium coffeatum
Lineage: Eukaryota; Fungi; Ascomycota; Sordariomycetes; Hypocreales; Nectriaceae
Exons: 2
Coding region: 1-1275 (424 amino acids)
Source: RefSeq, a predicted model, not a curated record
AUGCCAGAUUCAGAAAACACAACCAGCCCUUUGAGGUCGCGGACUCGGCUCUCGCACCAUGACAAAGCCGACGACGAUGAAGAUACUGGCGAAGUGUCCAAGUCCGACCAAGAUGCUCAUCUCAGCUUUCUGUCGUAUGAGUCGGACGAAGAAGGCGAUGUCUAUAUCACCGAUAUGGAGGAGGAAAUGAAGCAAGAAAAGAAGCGGUAUCCUGGCGCCAGCAGCUGGGCUCCUGCCGAAGAGCGACUCUUUGAGAUACUGUUCAUGCGACAGGAUUUACCGAUGUUGCCUACAACAUGGGAUGUAGAUCUUCGCGGUAUUCCUAUCUCAGAAACAAUAUUCCGCACUUCGAAGGAUUUUCCUCCUAUUAUUUAUGCCCACGGCAAGAACUUCGCAGCAACACAAUGCCUGACUCGACUCGUCGAUCUUACCUCAAAGACCAGAGCCACCUGUCAGAGUGGCCACCGGAAAAGAGCACCGAAAAACAUCAAGCGAGAGCUCGACAGAUAUCUGAACUGGGCAGCACAGGAUGGCGGAUACAUGCAUCUCCGCAUCGUUCCGAACAUCGUGACUGAAGUUAUCGACACCACCAAGCCAGAAGAUGAAAUCAUAGAGUACAUCCAAAAACGCAUGAGAUUGCUAGCGAAGCUACAGAGAGAAUUUCUUCGCGAGGACAGGAGCCCGCACUUCUGGGAUGUUGUUAAACCCAGAAUCUUCAAAUCGCCUAAGAUCAGAGCAGAGCCAACAAUCAAAAUCGAGUCAGAUAAUGACGAGUCCCCAUCACGCGCGAGAUGGCUUACACCUGCUGAGAGCAGAGGUAGUUCUCAUUCCCUUUCUGAGAAGAUCUCCAUGAGGACUGAAUGUCACGGUAUCAAAGUCGAACCUGGGCUUGAGAGUCCCAGUAUCUCAGCUACUACGAAAAUCUUCAACAUCACAAGUAUCCCAAAGGUCACCCCACCUCCACGCUCCCAAUCGCCAUAUUCAACUGCUGAGCCAGAGACGCCUUCCAAGCACAGUUACACUCGCCAUCCCCCUGUGGUAUAUGGCCUUUUCAUAAUCAACACCUCAGUUCUUGCCCUCACAACAGACUCAUUCCAAGGGCCAGACUCAUAUGUCAGCUUUCAUGUUCAGGUCGACUUUUCUGACGAACACCAAAGUAUUUGGAACGCCUUGACAAUUGCUCUUGUGGCAUGUCUUGCUCGUGACGAGCUGCGUACUCGCAUCACGGACUUUGAGGAGCUGCCUCGCAUCGAGGAUAGCGAUCCAGAUGCUUGA